UUUGUAAAAGGAACAAGUCAAUUUAUAUAAAUUGCUACGUUUUCCUAUAAUUUUAGACCAAAUAUUGAAUAUAAAUCAGAAAUCUCUUGAGAAGAUUCCCAUGGAAAUGUUUUCCACAUAUCAACUUCUUCCCUACCUGCUUCCUUAAAGAUAGCUUUCGCACUAGUAAGGCCAUAAAUUAAUGUAGAUGUAGACUUGUAAAAAUCUCUGUAACUCUCCUCUGUUGUAAGUAAGCUGCUGCUAGUUAAGCAUUUCAGCAAUAAAACAGCUGUUAAGUACUUCUACCAUUCUCCAUUCUCUGCAUAAAAACCAUGGUUAGCUCCAUAGCUCUUCUUUUCCUUGUUCUCUUCCUAACUUCCUCAGCUCGGUCUUUCGCCGACGACUUCAUCUUCAGCGGAUUCAAAAGAGCUUCUAAUCUAAGCUUGGAUGGUUCUGCGCGCGUCACGAACGACGGCACGAUUCAACUCACCAAUGAAACUAGAAGAGUGAUGGGUCAUGCCUUCUUCUCCUCUCCCGUUCGUCUGCUCGAUAAUCAGCACGGAAGUUCGUCAGCGCUUUCUUUCAGCACGAUCUUCGUGUUCGACAUCAUCACCAUCGGGACGGGCAGCGGCCAUGGCUUGGCUUUCGUCAUGUCCCCGUCAAAAACUCUCCCUCAAGCCGAUUCCGGCCCGUAUCUCGGACUCUUCGGUGCAGGAAACAACGGGAAUUCCUCCAAUCAUGUCUUUGCGGUCGAAUUCGACACGGCCUACAUCCCUGGGAUGUUCAACGAGACGAACGGCAAUCACGUCGGGAUCGACAUAAACAGCAUCAUCUCGAAUAUCUCAACGCCGGCCGGCUAUUACUCAAACGAUUCCAACAAGAAGGUUGAUUUGGACUUGAAAAUGGGGAAACCGAUUCAGGCGUGGAUCGACUAUAGCGCCAACACAAGAGUCCUUAACGUGGCCAUUGCUCCUCUCUCGGUACCUAAACCCGGCCGCCCCCUCGUAUCAUACACCAUCGAUCUCUCGCCGAUUUUCAAAGAGUAUAUGUAUGUUGGAUUCUCCGCUUCGACCGGAAAACUUGUAAGCUCACACUACAUCUUAGGUUGGAGCUUUCGGACCGACGGAAUUGCCGCGCCGCUUGAUAUUUCUCAGCUGUCGAUUCCUCAGCCGCCGAGUGCUAGUUCGUCUUCAAAUUCCAGUUCCAAGGCCUUGGCAAUCAAGAUUGGAGACAUAACUUUUAUCGCUACGCUGAUCGUUGUGGGCACGGCGAUCUCCAUCUUCUUUUAUCUGAAGCAGAGAGCGAAACUCGCGGAGACUCUUGAGGAUUGGGAGCUUGAUCACCCCCACAGAUUCCGAUACAAGGACCUUUACAAGGCAACUAAGGGGUUCAAAGAGACGGAGCUCCUCGGUCGCGGCGGCUUCGGGCAAGUCUUCAAGGGCGUAAUAAAGGACACCGGCGAGGAAGUGGCCGUAAAGAAGAUCUCGAACAAUACUAGACAAGGGAUUAGAGAAUUCAUCGCGGAGAUCGCGAGCUUAGGGAGGAUGAGACACAGGCACCUGGUCGAGCUCAAAGGGUGGUGCAAGCGGAACGAAGACCUUCUCCUCGUCUACGAGUUCAUGCCCGAGGGGAGCCUCGACACGCUCCUCUUCGACGGCAAAACUAGUGCAACACUCAGCUGGCAGCAACGGUUCAAGAUCCUCAAGGGCGUUGCCGCGGGAAUUCUCUACUUGCACGAGGAAUGGGAGCAGGUGGUCGUCCACCGAGACAUCAAGGCGAGCAACGUGCUGCUCGAUUCUGCCAUGAACGCGAGAAUCGGCGAUUUCGGACUUGCGAGGCUGCAUGAGCACGGGACGAAUCCCCACACGACUCACGUGGUGGGGACUCUCGGCUACAUGUCGCCCGAGCUAUCGCGCACGGGCAAGCCGACGACUAGCUCCGACGUCUUCGCCUUCGGGGCAUUGCUCUUGGAAGUGGCCUGCGGGAGACGACCGAUCGAACCGGACGCGCCGCCGAUGCAGCUGAAUCUGGUGGACUGGGUGACGGAGUGCUGGGCAAGAGGAGAGCUGCUUGGAGCUGCAGAUCCGAGACUCGGAAAGUUUUACGACGGGGAGGAGAUGGAAUUGGUGCUCAAGCUGGGUUUAGUCUGCUGCCAGUCUGCGCCCGAGGUUAGGCCGAGCAUGAGGCGGGUGAUCCGAUACCUGAAUGGUGAUGAGAAUCUCGCGGAUGAUGUGAGCCUCGUCUUCUCGGAAAGGGAGUCGGUGAAUUUGGCAUCUGGAGAUUCAUGUAAUUCGUCUUGUGGGAUAAUCUCGACGAGCUCCCUCAACAAAGGAAGGUGAAUGAAUCCUGCCAGUACAUAAAAUAGGCGUGUUGGUAGUCUGUUCUAGAUCAUUAGAACGGAGGACUGCAGGCAACUAAAAAUCAUCGAGAGAUGUUCUAAAUUGUGUGUUGAGUUUUCUUUUUUGUUUCUUUCCGGUUUAGAUUUGUGCUCCUAGUUUGUAAUUUUUCAUGCAAAUGUAGCUGGCAGAGCAACUAGAGCAUUGAUAAGCUAUGUAUUACGGACACUUCUGUUUGCCCAGUGUUUCCGUGUCAGACACUCGCAUGUCCGUGUUGGACAAGUGUUUGAUAUGGCCACUUUUUGGGCGUGCGUUUAAUGCCGAUCUAUAGUGCAAAUAAUUAAAAAAAUAUACAUAUUUUUUUU
This is a messenger RNA of Ananas comosus (pineapple), 2680 nucleotides long. Its product is annotated as L-type lectin-domain containing receptor kinase S.4-like. Gene Ontology annotation, cellular component: plasma membrane. The transcript is spliced from 2 exons. The record is from RefSeq and is a predicted model, not a curated record. Gene Ontology annotation, molecular function: ATP binding; carbohydrate binding; protein kinase activity. The coding region runs from base 312 to 2318 and encodes 668 amino acids. NCBI's taxonomy places the organism in Eukaryota, Viridiplantae, Streptophyta, Magnoliopsida, Poales, Bromeliaceae. Gene Ontology annotation, biological process: protein phosphorylation.